CCCGUGUCCCGCCCAAGCCGUUGCGAAUCGUGGGAGGAAGUCCUUCUCAGCGAAGGGAAUGAUUUUGCAGAGUUUGGCGAUCGACUUCUUCGGUGGUUGAUAGAAACAGGCGAAGGAAUUGAUCGGGGAGUAAUGUUUCGAUGGGCGAUCACGAAGGAUGAGUGUGAAGCAAAGAUAUUGAGUUUGGAGAAUUUUAGCGAGAUCUGGAAGAUGAGUCUUUCUGUGAAGGGAGGACCAGACUCGCGCUGGUCUUGAAAUUUUUGGACGAUCGAAGGUUUCUUUUUGGAAAAAAAUUUGAGAGAUGGCAUAAAAACGUUUGUGUAGGCAAAUUACUGGCGGGACUCGCAAGCUGCCCUCAUAUUUUUGUUGUCGGAUGUGCUUGAAAUUGGACAAAUUCGACUCUUGUCAUCAGCGAGAAUGGAAUGACGGCGCAGAGAAUUGGGUUUUACCACGUUUUGUUAAGUGUGCACGAAGACAUCGCAGGACGGAAUAAGAUAAAACGACGGAAAUGGCUGCUUGUUGGAAUGAUGUUCUCCUUUCAACUUGAGUUUUGUAACGGGCGGACUGAAGCUGCUUGCCAGAUUAUCCAGCAGUAGGGAAGUCUGUCAAUCUGUGAAUAGCCCAGAUGGCUUCAAUAGCAUCGGAGGAUGCAUCCUCUCCUGCUGAAAAGCCCUCGGCUCCUCCUCCUCCUCCUCCUCCUGAAGCAGCAGCAGAGACACAACCACCCUCUCCUGAAGCUGUUGCAGAUGCAUCAGCAACUCCUACUUCUGUUUCAGAUGCCGCACCAGCACCUUCGACAGAUGCUGCCCCUGCCCCUGCCCCUGCCCCUGCCGCGGCCGCGGCCGCUGAAACUCCAGUAGGCGAGGGAGGAACUCCAACGAUGACCCGGGACUUGAGUUUGAGUGCUUUGGAUAUACCUAUACCAUCUGUGUCCUCAAUAGGCAAGAAGAAGGGUCCAACACCUCCACCAACUCCGCCACCAGAGAUUGUUAAGGAGCCAGCCAAGCAUCCACCGGGAGUAUUUUCUCUGUUUCUCUCGUCUGAAACAGCUCUUUCUAUUGGACUAGAUAAAGACGAUGCAAAACAUGAAAGUCUACAUUCAGUCUCUGCUCAAAAGGUCUUCGAUGACAUAAAACAUCGAGGUGCUGCUUCGGAAUUCCGUCCUCUGAAGGGUCAAUUGCAGAAUUAUUGGGAGCCAAAUUUCACCUUUCGCUAUAUCACCGAUGAUAGAUAUCUGAACAAUGACAAUUUCGAAAUCUACGCAACUUAUGAUUCAAGAGAAAAGUUGCUUGCGGAUAUUGCAGAGGCUAUCGCAAUAAAGGAAGAGCUAGAGGGACCAAGGGUUUGGAAAAAUCUGGGCAGUGACAUCGAAGUUGACCGAGAGUGUGUCAAAGCUUCUAGGCCCCCUAUCCAAAUGAGAGCUUCUCGUAGACGAGACGAAUUUUACCAGAAGUUUACUCUGAAAGACAGGGAUGCCCUGGAAACUUGGAGCAGUAGCCAAAUGGAAUGUCGGCCCUUCAAAGAUCCGUCGUUCGACAAGUUCUUCGCCGAACAAGACGUUGCCAUUUCGGCUAUCUCCAUCGUCGCGGAUAAAGGCUCUCAAACUAUCCAGCAGAGAGCCAGAAAUAAUCUUGCACAGUACGAGUUUCGGCAAUUUGAUCCUGAAACAAAGACAAAGGUUAUGGGGAGUCUUGAUAUGGGUUCCUUUCUGAAGUUCUCGAAGCCAUUAUAUGUCGAUGCCCUACAGCAAAAUGAGGUCAUGGACCUGUAUGAGGAUGAUUUCGCCACCUUUGCAGACGAGGAUUACCAACUUGGGGACAAAACUACGACCGCUAUAACGGAGUACCAGUCAUUUUCUGAUAUUACAUAUGGUAGGUCAAAGAUGGUAUCAGCUGUUGAUUGGAUGCCCGGCAGAAAUGGGAUUGUUGCAGCAGCCAUAUCUGACUCGAAAUCUUUCGACGAAAGAAUGCAGAUUGCUGGAAAGCCUAGCGAUUCUUAUGUCCUUGUUUGGAGUUUCUUAGAUCCAAUUCACCCUCAGAUGGCUCUUGAGAGUCCUUCCGAUGUAUUUAGUAUGCGUUUCAAUCCUGUGCGUCCUAUGUUGGUUGCUGGCGGCUGCUACAAUGGCCAGGUUAUUUUGUGGGACCUCACCACGGCUCAAGAAACGGUGGACAGAAGGCAUAAGAGGCAGCUUGAGGAUAAGAGCGAGAGCAGCAGCAAGAAAACAAGCGAGAAGGCUGUGCUUGUUCUGAUGUCUCUCCUAAGCAGCGCAAAGCAUUCUCAUAGCAGUAUCGUUUCUGAUAUUCAUUGGCUACCAGAAGACUUUCAGAUGAGCGUGAAAGGGCAAAUGGUUGGCAAUAGAGGGCUUACGAACUUUCUUGCAUCAGUCUCUGCGGAUGGGAAGGUUAUCUUUUGGGACGUCACCAGCAAAGGUGAACCGGAGCUGAGUCCUGAGUGGUCUGAUGAAAGGAGAGCGGCUGCUAUGGAAGGAGAGAAGUACAAGUGGAAUCCUGUUGUUGAGAUUACCUUGGCCUCUUUAGAUCCUGUCAAGCAAGUCGGACCUUUGAAAAUGGCCAUACACGGACUUGCCGCCGGUGGCACUCAGUUUUAUUGCAGUACAGAGUUUGGAGAGAUUCUGAAUGCAGAUGUGACUUCACCCUCUGGAAACAACAUCAAGUCCAUUGCAGUAUGUCACCACGGGCCCGUCCGUGCCUUGCUAGCUUCCCCAUUUUUCAAGACCGUUUUACUGUCAAUCGGCAUCUGGACCUUCGCACUUUGGAAGGAUAACGUGAAGGAGCCAAUUUUUCUCUCUAGAUGUGCUGAGGGUUAUCUGACCACUGGAUGUUGGAGUCCGACCCGACCUGCGGUAAUUUAUAUAGGUUUGAUCGAUGGAACGAUAGAGGUGUGGGAUUUGUUGGACCAUAGUCACCAGCCGUCGAUGAUCGCCACUGUUUGUUCAUGCCAGCUAACCGUCAUGGAGUUCUGGAGAAUAUCUUCUCCACAAUUUCUUGCAGUAGGAGACAUCCAAGGCAUCUUGCAUAUCCUGGAAAUUCCGAGAAGUCUUCGACGAACAUCUUAUAAAGAGAAAGUGGCCAUGGGUAAUUUUUUCGCGAGACAACAAGCUUGGGUCGUCGACGUGAAGAAUAGAUCUAAAGAACGCGAGCGGCAGAUUGAGAAAGCCCAAGCCCAGAAAGAAAUACUGAAGGGACGGGAGGAACAGUUUUUUAAGCUCUGCACGUGGACCGAAGAAAUGGAGGCCGAUUAUCAGAAGUAUGAGAAUGAAUGUCGAACCAAGUUCGGAGCCAAGGCAGCGUAGAAUAGAGGCACCAAUGACAGGUUAAUUAAGUUGAAGCUGAAGUUUUCCGCAUUCGAAUGCAGUUGAGUAGCUUGGGGAAGAGAGCGCACUUUAUACCUCGUCCAAGAGUGGACACUUAUAUUUGUUCCGGUCAGAAUCCGGUUAGAUAAAAAACUUUGUUAUGAUUCUCACAUCCCUCGUAGAUCUUUGUAAUAUAGUUUUCUGGGUUUUUUUCCACACCGAUUGAGAGAAUACUUUAUUUUGCUCGUAUUAAAGGGUUAAUACAAGAUGCCUACGUUGUAAAGAAUAAUUAUGAUGAGAAACUAGAAUACUCAAACAGCAUUCUUCAAGAGAGAAGUAACAGCCAGAGAAUUUUGAAAGAAGUAUUUUCUAGCAAAAGCUGGUAGUUUAUCCCAGGCAGCACGUAGAGAAAGACGAAAGUGUACGAGUGCUUCUAUGAACUCGCAAAACAAAUCAUACAGCUCUGGUCCAUCAAGGAUAUCGGGAAUACAUAAAUGGAUCCAACAAAUUUUCUUGGUUCUUAUCAUGCACCUUUUGUAAGCUCUGGACUUCAAAACAUAUUCGCAAUCGAGCUUAGCUGUGUGCUAAUAGAUUUGCGAG
Marchantia polymorpha subsp. ruderalis is the source of this 3913-nucleotide messenger RNA. The record is from the annotation of a GenBank genome assembly. Lineage: Eukaryota; Viridiplantae; Streptophyta; Marchantiopsida; Marchantiales; Marchantiaceae.